Messenger RNA from Zootoca vivipara (common lizard), 3322 nucleotides. It is a transcript of the gene PABPC4, whose product is annotated as poly(A) binding protein cytoplasmic 4. NCBI's taxonomy places the organism in Eukaryota, Metazoa, Chordata, Lepidosauria, Squamata, Lacertidae. Gene Ontology annotation, molecular function: RNA binding. The record is from RefSeq and is a predicted model, not a curated record.
UCGCCCUCGGCCGGCGGCCCGCCUCGGCGCGGCCUAUAAAGGGUCCUGGUCGGCCAGCGCUGCCCCCUCUCUGCUCGCAGCCUCCGAGGAGGGAAGAGGAAGGGAGGGGGGCGCGGGAAAAAAACCCUAAAAAGAAAAAAAAGACUUAAAAACAGCAAAAGAGAAAAAAAACCAAAGGAAAAAACUGAUUAUAACAAACAGGAAUAAGGAGGAGGGUAAUUAAUUUAAUAAUAAUAAUAAUAUAAUUAAGCAAUUGUUAAUUGCGCGGGGGCCGCUUUUGGCUGACGUUUCUCUGCCUGCCUGUCCGUCUGUCUGUCUUUGCCUGUAAUCCCCAAAUCUGCCUCGUGAUUUUUCUUCCCCCCUCAAUCGUCUUUGGUGUGUCUUUUCCCCCUCAACACCCCCCCCCGUAUUUAUUCCUAUUUAUUUUCACCUCGCCUCUAAUCUCGCCCCACCUUCCGCCACCCUAGAAUCGCUUUCCCCCACCCGGCCCGCCCAGAGAGGGUAGGAACCGCGUUCCCCCCCCCCUUCACCUUCCUUGAAGCCGGAGCCCAGGUUUAUCUGCCGCCUCCCCAGUUCAUUGCCGCCCCUGCGCCUUGUCUGCAGGUGGUUCUCUUGCCGCCGGCGCCCCACUUUCCGCGCACUUUCUCCUCUCCUUUCCUACCACCCUUCGUUCUCCCUCUUAAUGACUGACUGUCUCUCGCUUCGUCUUGAUCUGCUUGGCCUUCUCUACUGUUUUCCUGCCCUUUAAAAUUACUGAAGUUUUUUUUUUAAAAAAAAGAAAUAAAGCCAUACCAGGCCUUGCUUGAUACAUAUUGUUGUCUUUUUAAACCAGAUUUUAUCUGUGUUGCGUAAGUAGUUUUAUAGGGGCAACAGCUGUUAGUUAUUUAUUUAAAAUGGCGCAGGGUUAUUGACCCCUGCUCCUAAAAAGUUACCCUUUUAAUAUCUGGAAGACAGGGAAAGAAGUUAGUCCUGAAGUAUUAAACUACAAGUUUAAAAUACAAUCAACAAUUGCUCAUUUUGCAUGGGAAAGAUUUACGAGGUUUUUUUAAAAUGCAGAAUUGGAAAUUUCAUUUAAAAAAAUAUAUUUAAACUGCUUUUUGAAACAUAUCUAUUUCAGGUCCCUGAACUUAGUUUUCUGUGCAAAUCUCUUAUAGCUGAUUUCCCUUAUUUUCCAAUAAGUUUUAAAAAAAUAAAUAUAUAUUAAAAAUACUUUAAAAAAAAGUUUAACAUAAGCAUCUGGGCCUCUGUGUGGGAUAGUGAAAGAUGAACACAGCUGCUAGUAGCUACCCGAUGGCAUCUCUGUAUGUGGGUGACCUGCACCCUGAUGUCACCGAAGCCAUGCUGUAUGAGAAGUUCAGUCCUGCAGGUCCUGUGCUCUCCAUCCGUGUCUGCAGAGACAUGAUAACCCGCCGCUCCCUAGGAUAUGCAUAUGUUAACUUUCAGCAACCAGCUGAUGCUGAGCGAGCCCUGGACACCAUGAACUUUGAUGUGAUCAAAGGGAAACCCAUCCGCAUCAUGUGGUCUCAGCGUGAUCCUUCCCUGAGGAAAUCAGGUGUAGGGAAUGUCUUUAUUAAGAACCUGGACAAAUCCAUAGACAACAAGGCACUUUAUGACACUUUCUCGGCUUUUGGGAAUAUACUUUCUUGCAAGGUGGUGUGUGACGAGAAUGGCUCUAAGGGCUAUGCCUUUGUGCACUUUGAGACACAGGACGCUGCGGACCGGGCCAUUGAGAAGAUGAAUGGCAUGCUGCUGAACGACCGCAAAGUAUUUGUUGGGAGAUUUAAAUCCCGUAAAGAGCGUGAGGCAGAAUUGGGAGCCAAAGCAAAGGAGUUCACCAACGUCUACAUUAAAAACUUUGGGGAUGACAUGGAUGACGAACGGCUGAAGGAGCUUUUCAGCAAAUACGGUAAGACCCUCAGCGUUAAAGUCAUGACAGAUCCCACUGGGAAGUCGAAAGGCUUUGGUUUUGUGAGCUUUGAGAAGCAUGAAGAAGCCAACAAGGCAGUGGAAGAAAUGAAUGGAAAAGAUAUCAAUGGGAAAAUGGUGUUUGUGGGCCGGGCACAGAAGAAAGUGGAGCGCCAGGCAGAGCUGAAAAGGAAAUUUGAGCAGCUUAAACAAGAGAGAAUCAGCCGGUAUCAGGGAGUUAACUUAUAUAUUAAGAACCUGGAUGAUACAAUUGAUGAUGAGAAACUGAGGAAGGAAUUCUCUCCUUUUGGGUCUAUCACAAGUGCCAAGGUGAUGCUGGAAGACGGACGAAGCAAAGGGUUUGGCUUUGUCUGCUUUUCCUCUCCGGAAGAGGCCACCAAAGCUGUAACAGAAAUGAAUGGGCGCAUUGUGGGCUCCAAACCACUAUAUGUUGCAUUGGCACAGAGAAAGGAGGAGCGGAAAGCCCACCUCACCAACCAAUACAUGCAGCGCAUUGCUGGAAUGAGAGCCCUGCCUGCCAAUGCCAUCAUCAAUCAGUUCCAGCCAGCUGCAGGAGGGUAUUUCAUGCCAGCUGUGCCCCAGGCUCAGAACAGACCCACUUACUAUGCACCUAAUCAGAUGACUCAGAUGAGGCCUAACCCACGCUGGCAGCAAGGAGGGAGACCUCAAGGCUUCCAAGGAAUGCCAAACACUAUGCGCCAGUCUGGACCAAGACCAGCCCUACGCCAUCUGGCUCCAGCAAGCAAUGCUCAAGCCUCACGUGGCAUGCCUGGUGCAACCCAAAGGGUUGGGGUUCCUGCCACAGCUCCAAAUUUAGCGCCUCGACCAUCUGUAGCUGCGCAAGCUCCAAGGGCUGUUCCGCCGUACAAAUAUGCCUCCAGUGUCCGCAGCCCCCACCCAGCUGUACAGCCUUUGCAGGCCCCUCAGCCUGCUGUUCAUGUACAAGGACAAGAGCCUUUAACUGCAUCUAUGCUAGCUGCUGCCCCUCCCCAGGAGCAAAAACAAAUGCUGGGAGAACGUUUGUUCCCGCUCAUCCAAGCUAUGCAUCUAAGCCUUGCAGGAAAGAUCACAGGAAUGCUGCUGGAGAUUGACAACUCGGAGUUGCUGCACAUGCUAGAAUCCCCAGAAUCCCUCCGUUCGAAGGUGGAGGAGGCUGUGGCAGUGCUGCAAGCUCAUCAAGCCAAGAAAGAAGCUGCCCAGAAAGUGGGCAUAGUUGCUGCUACCUCGUAACUAGGGAGGCUGGUUGUAGAAAGCCAAAUGAGCCCCCUGAAGAAACCUGAAGCUGUUUAGAGAAUAACAUUAUACUGCACAUUUCAAUAUCAUGCAACAUAAUUCAUUGCCACUGUGUAAAGAAAGUUAAUAUGCCUUAUUUGCAAAAAUAAAAAUUAAAGAAAAA